GAAUAAACAAACAAACAAAAACAAAACAAAACGCCUUUCUGCUUGGUUUCUCUCUCUAUCUCUCUGCUCUGAGCUCUUUCCUUGUUUCUCUCCUUCUCUCCUCUGCGAAACACUGUCACUUUGCCAUUUUCUUUUCUUUGGGAAAGAAAACGCACGCGACAAUAGAGAAACAGAGAAACACAAGCACCAGGUGCUUGUUCAUUGGCUUCUGAGUAAAGGGUUGUUUGUGUUUGGACUCAGUUGAUGCUUCCUUGUAGACGCUGUACGCUCAAAAGGGGUUUCAGUUGUUAUUCUCUUUAACAAGGGUGGCUGAGUUGGUUGUUAAGUUUUUAUACGGAUUUUGGUAGCAAUACUAUACUAUAGAUAUGACUAGUAAUGAAAUGGAGCAUGCUAAAGAAGCGGGGAAAGAUGUGGAGGAAACAGUCAAUAUCAAUUUAAAUGAUGCUCUACUUGAAAGGGAAGCCAAGGGCCCUCCUUUGUCUCACUCUGGGGAUCAGGAAGCUCAAAACCUAGUUAAAAAUGGGGAACUGAGGGCAGAGGACAAGGAUGGUGUUACCAAAGAUGCAAUGGACAAAACAGUUGUUCAGGUAGAAGAACAAAUCCCAGGUGGAAAUGUUGCAGAUAUUGUUGGUGCCAAAAGUCCUGAGGCUUUUAAUGAUAACAAGGCUGGAAAUGCUACUAGUGAUAGUGAAGUCCAAGAAAAUGCAACUAGUGGUGGUAACAUCCAAGCCAAAGCCAAAGCCAAUGCCAAUGCCGAUGGAAUAAAUGGUGACCUUCUGAAUGUGAAAUUUGACUCUGUUGAUAGUGCUGAUAAUGGUGCCAACGAAAUUAACAAUAAUGCAGAUGUUAAAAAUGAGGAUAGUCAUAUCCAGCUCUUGAAUGAAAAGUCUUUGGAGACCAAAGCUGAAGGUUAUGAGAAAGUUGAUGAUCAUAAGAAUGUGGAGGCAGUGAAAGAUGUUGUGACCAAGAUGGAUUUGUCUCCAUCACAGACUACAAAGGAGAUGGCAAAACCCAGUUUGGAUGAGGAGCAUGGAGCCACCAUGAGCACUCCAAACAAAUCAUUCCUUGUAGAACCUACUUCAUCUGAGGGCUAUGAGUCAGGAACAGAAGAGGAGCAAGCUGCAUUUAUGAAGGAGGUUGAAACUUUUUAUAAAGAAAAUAACUUUGAAUUCAAGGCCCCCAAGUUCUACAAAGAAGAACUGAAUUUGCUCAAGUUAUGGAGAGCUGUGGUCAAACUGGGAGGAUAUGAACAGGUGACUUCAUGCAAAUUAUGGCGGCAAGUGGGAGAAUCAUUCAGACCCCCAAAGACCUGCACUACUGUCUCUUGGACAUUCCGAAUUUUCUAUGAGAAGGCAUUACUUGAGUAUGAAAGGCAUAAAAUGCAUUGUGGGGAGCUCCCUUUUUCUGAUGCUUCCUUGACAGAGCCCAUUAGAGUUGAAAAUCAGGCAGUAGGAAGUCAAGCUGCUGGGUCGGGUAGGGCAAUAAGGGAUGCUGCGGCUCGUGCCAUGCAGGGAUGGCACUCCCAACGUCUCCUUGGUAAUGGUCAGGUUUGUGAUCCAAUCAUCAAGGAUAAGAACUCAAAUUCUACUCCAAAGAGUGACAAGCAGCUAAAAUCCAAUGGUUUACUGAAGCGUAAAAAGCCAUCAACUGUUGAGCGUGCUGUCCAUGUUCCUCUGCUGAAAUUGGGGUUUUUCUUUGGCAGGGCAGAUACUAUGGUCAUUGACAUUGGACCUCCAGCUGAUUGGGUGAAGAUCAAUGUGCAAAGGACUAACGAUUGCUUUGAAAUAUAUGCUUUAGUUCCAGGGCUUUUGCGUGAGGAGGUGCACGUUCAGUCUGAUCCAGCUGGACGCUUGAUUAUAUCUGGUCAACCAGAACAAUUAGAUAAUCCUUGGGGUGUCACACCCUUUAAAAAGGUUGUGAGCUUACCUUCCAGAAUUGAUCCACAUCAGACAUCUGCUGUUGUUACCCUGCAUGGGCAGUUGUUUGUGCGUGUCCCUUUUGAGCAGUCAGAUAUUUAGAAUGCAGAGGAUGUUGUCAAUUAAAGGAAAGCGGGUUGUUACUCGCUCCCUGUCAGAAGAAACUAGUUUAGAGCAAAGACUAAUUUUGUAGUGCAAGUUGUUUAGUCAUUGCUCACAGUCGAAACCUGAGACCAGUGUAAAUGGGUAUAUUUGCAUCUUAGUCUUUUAAUUUCUGUAAUUAAUAGCAUUGAAAUUCAACUAUCUCUAAAUAUGUUUCUUUUAUUA
Manihot esculenta (cassava) is the source of this 2243-nucleotide messenger RNA. Its product is annotated as AT-rich interactive domain-containing protein 6. Gene Ontology annotation, biological process: regulation of transcription by RNA polymerase II. Gene Ontology annotation, molecular function: DNA binding. The transcript is spliced from 13 exons. The record is from RefSeq and is a predicted model, not a curated record. Lineage: Eukaryota; Viridiplantae; Streptophyta; Magnoliopsida; Malpighiales; Euphorbiaceae. Bases 366 to 2018 code for a protein of 550 amino acids. Gene Ontology annotation, cellular component: nucleus.